AUGGUUCUGUCGCAGAAGCUUCACGAGGCCUUCAAAGGGACCGUAGAGAAAAUCACAGGGCCUCGUACGGUCUCAGCUUCAAAGAAAAGGGUGUUCUCAGCGUCACCGAGUUCGUCACUGCUGGUGAUAACCUCGUCUCCAAGUGCCCCACCUGGUCUUGGUGAGCCAAGCAAGAGGAAGCCAUACUUACCACCAGAAAAGCAGUAUUUGAUUACUAGAAAUGUCCCUUGCUUACGGAGGGCUGCAUCUAUUGAAGAGGAGUAUGAAGCUGCUGGUAUGGAAGUUCUUCUUGAUAAUGAAGAUAAUGAUGGCUGGUUGGCAACCCAUGGGAAGCCAAAGGAUAGAAGUUGCGAGGAGGAAAACUUACCCUCCAUUGAAAGUUUAGAAAUCAGCAAGAAUAAGGCUGUGAAGUUGGCCCCUUCACAUGUUGGAGGGGAAGAUGAAGACGAUAUUCCUGACAUGGCUGACUAUGAAGAAGCUGACAACAUUGAAAUAGAUCCUGGAACUUAUAUUAUUGCUCAUGAACCUGAAGAUGACAAUAUUUUACGAACACGAACCUAUGAUGUCAGCAUUACGUAUGAUAAAUAUUACCAAACUCCUCGAGUGUGGCUGACUGGGUAUGAUGAGUCAAGGAUGCUUUUACAAGCAGAGCUCGUACUUGAAGAUGUCAGUCAAGAUCAUGCACGCAAAACUGUAACAAUUGAGGACCAUCCCCACUUGCCUGGAAAGCAUGCAUCUGUCCAUCCAUGCCGACAUGGAGCUGUGAUGAAAAAGAUUAUUGAUGUACUUAUGUCACGUGGAGUGGAACCAGAAGUUGAUAAGUACCUUUUCUUAUUCUUGAAAUUUGUUGCCUCUGUAAUUCCAACUAUUGAAUAUGACUAUACGAUGGACUUUGAUCUUGGCAGCUCCAGCAGUUAG
This is a messenger RNA of Prunus armeniaca (apricot), 918 nucleotides long. Lineage: Eukaryota; Viridiplantae; Streptophyta; Magnoliopsida; Rosales; Rosaceae. The record is from the annotation of a GenBank genome assembly.